CAUUGAAUUUUCCGAUUAUCAAUUACCAUUUGACCAACAAAUAAUGGAGGCCUUCCUUGAGGAGUUUCAAUAUCUCAAAAUCCAACUAGAGGCAAUAAAGUCGGCUACCAGAAACUUUGAUAACAACAAUAUUAUCGGAAAAGGUGGAUUUGGGAAGGUAUACAAAGGAGUCCUCUCUCACUCUACAGGGCAAAGCACGGUUGCUUUUAAGCGUCUAGAUCGUAACUAUGGGCAAGGAGACUCUGAGUUCUUGAAAGAGAUCCUAAUGCUUUCCUGUUACACACAUCAAAAUCUCAUCUCUCUAGUGGGAUUUUGUGAUGAAGAUGGUGAGAAGAUCCUUGUGUAUGAGCAUGCAUCUCAUGGAAGCCUCGAUCGCCACUUAAGCAUCACUACUCUCACUUGGAGGCAACGCCUAAAUAUAUGCCUUGGGGCUGCAAUGGGCUUGUGCUAUCUUCAUGAUCCCAAAGAGACCCAACAAAGAGUUAUCCACCGUGAUAUAAAAAGCUCCAAUAUUCUACUAGAUGAGGAUUGGAAUGCCAAAGUUUCUGACUUGGGGCUAUCGAAAAUAGGACCUGCUAAUCAGCAACAUACCUUUCUUGCCACCAACGUUGCAGGUACCUUUGGGUACAUAGAUCCGAUGUAUGCGGAGAAGAGCAUCCUAACAAAAGAGUCAGACGUAUAUUCUUUUGGUGUGGUGUUGUUUGAAGUAUUGUGUGGGAAACUAUGCUUUGAAAAUCAAAAUGGUCAUUUACAGAGUUUAGUGCAAACGUGGAAACAAAGCUACGAAGAUAAGAAAUUAGAUGAGAUUAUAUUUCAUGAUCUAAGGCAACACAUGGAUCCGAGCUCAUUGGAAACACUUUCAGACAUUGCCUAUCGGUGUUUGCACAAAUCUGGUGAAGAGCGGCCAAAGAUGUCUGAGGUUGUGGAAAAACUUGAGAUUGCGCUUCGGUUUCAGGUGAUUUCUGAAGAGGCCGAACCUCAAAUGGACUAUGAAGAGAUCAGUAAGAACGCGGUACCACCUCUGAUCUAUAGUUCCAGUGAGGAACUAACUAUGCUUCUCUCCAAAGGAAUCCUCGUUAAUGAGGGCAAAACGUGGUUUUGGUUAAACAAGAACGGAGAAAAUUGUGAAAUGAUAUCUCCAAUAGGAAGUUUGAUUCCUAUUGACCCAGCAUCCCCCGAGGAUUAUUGUCGAAAGAAAUCAAGAUUUGCAGUGGAAUACUAUGCACCGUUUUGUUUGGAAUUCAGAACACAUGUCAAGACACAAUUUUUGUCACCACAUAUCACCUACACUAUAAACCUUGUAUUCAGUCUCGACGACUCAACUAAGGACAACUUGGGCUUCACUUACAAAUUGGCUGGGCAGACACAAUCUUCGACUUCAUACUUUUCAGAUAAGAGAGAGGAUGGUUGGUUGAUGGCAGAAUUGUAUCAGUUUACAAGUGAUACAAGAAAUGUUGAUCUUGAAAUUACUUUUGAAUGCCCAAGCGCAAUUGCAGUAGAAGGCAUUGAAUUUCAACCCCUGGAGAGGGUGGAGCAUCAAUUGUUAGAGGAUGAAGAGGUGGAUAUACCAACUGUAUCCGAUUCAGACACAUACUGGACAGAUAAAUUGCCAAGUGAUUAUGAAGACAUAAUCAAGUGGUCAAAAGGAAGUCAGCAAUGGAAAACAAACAAGGAACUCUACUGUAUUCUUGUGAAAGGAUUCCCAAUAAAGGAUGGUAAAGAGUGGUUUUCUCUUGACAAAAAUGGGAGGAAAUGUCAUCUGUUACGAGCAAAAGAGGCUUUGCAAAAAGCAGAGUGGAGAUGGCAGUCUUUACCCGAAUCAAGAUUUGGAAAAGUGGCUUUUGGUGAACGUCAUGGCUUUCAGAUAAUUUGCAUAUCGAAUAUUCUGUCACCUCAAACAAAAUAUGGAAGUUUCCUUGUUUACAAAGUACAAGAAAAACGUUCUGCUCCUUGGCUUUCUGUGAAAGUGCAUAUUAGUUGUCGAUAUGGAUAUCCACAUCAUUCAAGAUAUACCUAUUUAGUUGGUCCUCAAACCCCGAUUCUUAGACCAAUGAAUUAUCAAAACACCCACACCCCGUUGAAUAGACCCAAAAUGGAAGGCCUUCCACGACUGAGAAACGAUGGCUGGAUGGAAGUACAAGUAUGGGAAUUUCAAACCGAUAGUCGCGGAUGGAUUUCGGAGAAUCUUCAGUUGACUGUUUUCGAUAAAAGCUCACUUGUAGGGCUUAUUGUUGAAGGCAUUGAGUUUAAACCCAUAUAGAUUGACAUAAUUAGGCUUGGGUAUGAAUUAAUUGUAAUAGGCUCUCUUAGUUAUGAUUAGUCACGGAUGAUUUUGUAAACACAUUUAAUUUGUUUUAAUGUCAUUUUAUGCGCUAGUUUCUUUCUUCA
Lactuca sativa (garden lettuce) is the source of this 2388-nucleotide messenger RNA. RefSeq lists its product as uncharacterized. Gene Ontology annotation, biological process: protein autophosphorylation. The record is from RefSeq and is a predicted model, not a curated record. NCBI's taxonomy places the organism in Eukaryota, Viridiplantae, Streptophyta, Magnoliopsida, Asterales, Asteraceae. Gene Ontology annotation, molecular function: transmembrane receptor protein tyrosine kinase activity; ATP binding. Gene Ontology annotation, cellular component: plasmodesma; plasma membrane.